GGGAGAGGGGGGAGGCAGACGAUCUCGCCGGCGUGGGGAUGCGUAGGGAGGGCGGUAACGCGGGUAUAUAUGCCCGAUGCGUCCGAGACUAGCUACAGUUCACCAGGAGGUAAAAUCGACGUAGGAGGAAGGAUCGGGUGCGACGCGCGAUCGUAUAUCGACCUAAUCGAUAUCAGUGAAAGAAGAGACGUGAAGAAAUCCUCGAGAUUACAGAGACGACAUAGAGAGGGGAGAGAGAGAGAGAGAGAGAGAGAGGAGGCAACAAGUGUGUGACAGUCGGAGUGUCAAGAACUGCGGACUCGCAGACUCUCGUGGCGAACCAGAUUUCGUCGGCGAUUAAUCUUCGGCUCGUCCGCUCGUGAAAAAUCGUCUGUGCGGUGCACGCGAAGAUGAAUCUGUCGGUCAGCACACCGAUGCUGUGCGUCCUGCUCGUGGUCCUGCUGUCGGAAGCUGCGUACGCCAGACCGGCCGACUGGCUUCUAAGUCGGCAGAAACGACUUUCCGACCAGAGACUCGCCGAGCUCGAGACACUUCUGGCGCUGCAAAAUGUGAAGGGCGUCGUGAUUCCCGUAGGAUUCGGAAAAGUGAAUCCAGCUAUCGCAGGCCGUAAACGAAGAUCCGUUUCGGAGAACAAUCUUCGAAAGUUGCAGCAUCUUCUGCUGCUCAUUGCUCAAGACGCGGAAUCUACUGCGGACCAAUCCGAUCAGAUUCGUCCCUUACCGUGGAAGGAGGAUCCGCGGGAGGAGCAAAGGGACUAUCAGCUGAUUUAAUUCGGAGGCUUGGUGCCGCUCGAGAAUGAGGCGAAAGUCAGGAAAGAAAGGUGCAGGAAAGACGACGGAGGAGAAAAAGAGGCGUGCGAGAGAAAGAGAGUGAGAGGAGAGAAAUAGGAAGGAGAAAGUAGAACAAUUAAAAAA
This is a messenger RNA of Solenopsis invicta (red fire ant), 914 nucleotides long. RefSeq lists its product as uncharacterized. The record is from RefSeq and is a predicted model, not a curated record. Lineage: Eukaryota; Metazoa; Arthropoda; Insecta; Hymenoptera; Formicidae. The transcript has 4 exons. The coding region runs from base 390 to 770 and encodes 126 amino acids.